Apis florea (little honeybee) is the source of this 6515-nucleotide messenger RNA. RefSeq names its product trinucleotide repeat containing adaptor protein gawky (gene gw). Gene Ontology annotation, biological process: miRNA-mediated gene silencing by inhibition of translation; positive regulation of nuclear-transcribed mRNA poly(A) tail shortening. Gene Ontology annotation, cellular component: P-body; nucleoplasm. The record is from RefSeq and is a predicted model, not a curated record. Gene Ontology annotation, molecular function: protein binding; RNA binding. NCBI's taxonomy places the organism in Eukaryota, Metazoa, Arthropoda, Insecta, Hymenoptera, Apidae.
GAAUAGAAGUUUCAAUCUGUUUUGUAUGACGUGGCUCGCAAAACAGUUUAGCUUUAAAAAACUCCGUGCCUAGCAAUGGGGAUGUAUUUUCAAUAAAUAGUAUUGUGCUCACAACGAAAUGUGUUUUUGAAAGCGUAUAAAGAAAGUGUUGUGAUCUAUCUAAUUUUAAAAACUUUCUAUGAUUGAUAAUACUCUGGGUCUUUUCAUAUGUACAACUAUGAAUCGGGUCUCGGUACGCGCAUCAGCAACACCGAGCUCUCCAAAUCCGGGAGAGUAGCGCCGCUCGCGGGAAUAGCCUACCAGCGGAGCGGUACUCGCUCUGCCCGUUUCGUGCGCCAACGAAAUAUCUUCGACUAGACUGAAAUCUUCUUCGGGCACCCAAUAUAAAAAAUCUCCACUGGCAUGGAGCUAGGAGCACAUUGAUAGUGAUAGUCUACAAGAUCUUGGUUUCUAUGCAUUGCCUGCCAAAGAAGAACUGAGCCCAAUGUUUCCACACAAUUCUAGUUCACAUGAGAUUUCUACAGAAACAAAUGCCUUCGUACAAAAUUCCAUGGGGGAUGUAGUAGUAUUAGGGGAAAGCAGUCCGAUAAGGGUUGGGGAGGGAAGAGAAUCAGAGAAUGAUAGGUACUGUGAUAUCGAGUUCAUAAAAAACAUGAUGGCCAAACCUAAUAGCCAUCUCAAAAAUACCGCCGCCAAUGACUUUUUAACCGUCCUGUCGAAUCAAACUGGCAAGUUUAUCUUAACCAGUCGAAGCUCGACCUGCCAGUCAGUGGCGUCGUCAACCACAAAACACCCAACAAAAAAUCAUCUUCUAACUUACGAUAAUAAUAAUACUAAUAAUAUUAAUGAUAAUAUUAAUAAUAAUAAUAAUAAUAAUAAUAAUAAUAAUAAUAAUAAUAGUAAUAAUAAUCCUAAAAUAAAUCAUCGCUCAUAUCGAGCGAAACAUAAUCAUCAAGAUGAUCGAAAAAUAAUAACAGUUAAUACACAAACAAGGAAAAGAAAACAACCGGGCUCGUCCGGUAAUCAUAAACCGGGCAGCUCCGCCAAUAACUCUAAGUCUAUGUCUAAGACAUUAAGUGAUAAUAAGACUAGCUUUAGCGUACUAAACAUUAGGGUACUAAGUAUAAGCGUAAAUCUACGAUUAACAGGAGAUAAGUGUGCUAUCGACGAAGGGGUACCUAGCCUAGUUAGGAUACCCAAGUCUGAUCGCCCCUCGUCAUGCCACUUUUCUCUCGACUCUCUUGACAAUUACUCCUUACUAGGAUCCUGCCUUCAUUCGGGCAAAUACAAUAAUAUUAAGUCUAAUUCUAGCCUCUUAAGUAAUAAUAACGAUAACUACAAGUCUGUGAUAUUGCUCAGCUCAACCAGUAACCAUUAUUUCCUCCGCGUUGAAAUGGACGGUGGUGCGAUUGCAACUAGUUUAUUUAAACAAACGAAGCUAAAGUAUCAAGCUUUUACUGGUGUAAUCAAUGAAAGAAUUUCUUCAGAAAAUCUCUGUGAUUUCUAUCAAUUUAAAGAGACAUUAUACAAAGCUAUUGGAUUUAAUGCUGAGGAUGUUUUCACAGAAAGUCUGAUAAAUCCUAAGCAAUUCAUUCUAACCAGUUCGACCUUUCAAACUGCCCAGUUCAUUGACAGUGAGAGUCCUAAUGCAAUGAAGACAACGGAUGCCAUUGUAGUAAAUUUAUCUAAUAGCAAUCAGUCUAAAAAAUCUAAAGUUGCUAUUUGUUUGAAAAAUGAACAAAACUCCGAUCGAAACUUUGUUUCUGCUCCAUCGGAAAAAAUUUUCAAUAGAAACUAUUCAAUUUCUAAUCUUUUUCCGGAGGAAAAGAAUAUCAAUUACGCAAAUGAUAUGACUCGAAAUCAUUUGAUUGAUUGUGCAAGAAAUCUCAUAGCAGCGUCCAUUGGAGUUUCCAAAGACAUCUUACAAGUUCUCAAAACUGAUCUUAAGCAUAUAUUAACUCUUCUUUUUGGACCACUUUGCGAUCUCGAUGAUUUCAAUUUGGCAUAUAAAAAAAGAUGGGGAAUCCCUGGUAAUCUUAAAUUGAUUGGCGGAGGUGAAAGUUCAUUAAAUACUGGAGGAUCUACAAAUUGGGGUUCUACACAAACUAGUACUACAAAUAAUAACAACAAUAAUCAAUCAGGUUGGGGAGGAAAUUCUGGAAAUCCUUCUGGAAAUAGUGGAGCACCUGGUAAUUGGACUGGAAGCAGUGUAAACAGAUCUGUUGCUGGGAAUCCAAAUUCAAAUCAAAAUCAAGGACCUCCAGGUGGGCAAAAUGUUCCAGGUAAUGUGAAUAAAGUAAGCAAUCCAAAUCAGCAGUCAAAUCAACAAUCAGGUCCUCCAACUUCUCAAUCAAGUGGAACAAAUCAAGGUGGUCAAAAUAGUAAUCAAUGGUCGCAAGGAAAGUCUAAUAAUCCUGGAGGACCAAGUCAAAAUUCUUCUGUUCAAAAUAAUAAUACUUCAGCCCAACAACAACAACAACAACAGCAACAGUCAAAUUCCAGUAAUAAUAAUAAUCAGUCAAAUAAUCAGGCUCAGGGAUCUGUUAAUAGUAGUAAUACACCUGCAAAUAAUAAUCCUUCAACAAAACAACAAUUAGAACAGUUAAAUACAGUGAGAGAAGCUCUUUUUAGUCAAGAUGGUUGGGGUUGUCAGAAUGUGAAUCAAGAUACAAACUGGGAUGUCCCAACUUCUCCAGAACCUAGUAUGUCAAAAGAUGCAGUUCCAAUGUGGAAAACACCAGUAAAUAAUGGUACAGAUCUAUGGGAAGCUAAUCUUAGAAAUGGUGGUCAACCUCCACCUCAACAACAAGCUAAAACACCAUGGGGUCAUACACCAGCAACAAACAUUGGUGGAACUUGGGGUGAAGAUGACGAAGCAGCUGAUUCAUCAAAUAUGUGGACUGGUGCUCCAACAUCUUCUCAACCAAAUUCUGCAGCUGGACAAUGGACAACUGGUACCAGUAAUCAAAGUGGCAUGUGGGGAGGAUCUAAUUGGGGUGAUCCAAGAAUUGAUCAUCGAGAUCCUCGCGAACUUCGUUCUGUUGAUCCUAGGGAGAUGCGAGAUCCCCGUGACCAUAGAAUGUCUUUGGAUCCUCGAGAACACAUACGUGUAAUGGACCCAAUGGCUCGAGAUCCUAGAAUGACGGAUAUACGUGGGGAUCCUCGUGGAAUUUCUGGGAGGUUAAAUGGUGCUAAUGCGGAUGCUAUGUGGGGUCAACCACCAGGUCCUCCACAUCAUCAAAUGGGACAUCAACAUCCUUCUGGACCUCCAACGAAGAUGUUGAAUCCUUCCAAUAUAAAUCAAUGGGCUGCGCCACCGCCAAAGGAUAUUAUGCCAGGUAAACCAACAGGUUGGGAAGAACCUUCUCCACCAACACAAAGAAGAAAUGUUCCAAAUUAUGACGAUGGCACAAGUUUAUGGGGAAACCCUGCAGCCAAUCAAAGGACUAUACCUGGCAGUAAAGUUUCUCAUUGGAAAGAUAUUCCAACACCAAAUUUAGGACGAGGAGGAAUGCAAUGUCCUCCGGGUAUGCCACAAAACAGAAUGCCAGGUCAACCUGGAAUGAAACCAGAUGUUAGUGGACCAAUGUGGGGACAUCCUGGUGCUCCUGGCGGACGAAAUGGUAGUUGGGCUGAAGGACCACAUGAUGCAGGUUCAUGGGAUGAUCCAAAAACACCAAGUACCUGGAAUGAAGCUCAAUUAAAUCCUGGCACUUGGGGUGGACCUAGUGCGCACAAACCUAAACCAAUGGGACCCACUGGAAGCUGGGGUGAUAGUGAUAUGGAUCCUACUCCUAGUUGGGGUCAUCCUGCAAAACCCACUCUUACAAAAGAAGUUAUAUGGAAUAGCAGAGAAUUUCGAUAUCUUUGCGACUUGGGAUUUAAAAAAGAGGAUGUUGAAUUAGCAUUAAGAAAUCGAGAAAUGAAUAGAGAAGAAGCUUUGGAACUUUUAAGUCAAGUGCGGCCUUUAGACCAAUGGAGAAGACAUGACGCACACUCUACUUAUGAUCCAACAAAUCAAGCUACAACUGCGCCAGCAUAUCCUAGAUUUAAUCACGUCGCACAGCAAAUGUCUUUUCCUCCGGGUGCUGGAGUGCCAAGUGGAAACACAACUGGUAGUGUAGGAGGAUCAGUUGCUAGUGCAAGUUUAUUGAAAUUACAACAACAGCAACAACAAACUGCUGUUCCAUUACAACAACAACAACCUAGUAGUAAUGCACCUCAACCACCUUUUAAUCAGGCUUCCAGAGCUCCACAAAAUCAACCAAGUACACAACAAUUACGUAUGUUAGUACAACAGAUUCAGUUAGCCGUCCAGGAAGGUUACUUAAACCAUCAAAUUUUAAACCAACCACUUGCACCUCAAACUCUAAUACUUUUGAAUCAACUAUUACAACAAAUCAAAGUUCUUCAACAGCUUCAUCAACAACAUUCUGUACAAAGUACAAUGAAGGGUAAUGGGCAAUCUGUUCUUCAGAUCAGUGUACAAAUUACAAAAACAAAACAACAAAUAGCAAAUCUUCAAAAUCAAAUUGCUGUGCAACAAGCUACUUACAUGAAGCAACAACAACAGCAACAACAGCAACAGCAACAACAACAACAACAUCCUGUGCCCCCAUCUCAAAGCUCAGAAUAUUAUAAGAGUUCGGUACAUGAUCCUAUGUCGGCAUUGCAAAAUAGUUUUACGGAUUUGACGAUGAAUAAGGAACCUCCUGUUAGUCAGCAACAAUCAAGAUUGAACCAGUGGAAGUUACCUUCUUUGGACAAGGAUGGAGAGUUAGUUUCGAACGAGUUCUCGAGAGCACCAGGAACAACCAGUAAGCCAGCAGCUACACCGGCUGGUUUAACACGAUCACACAGUAGUCCUAACAUGAAUCCUUUGUUGGGUCAAGGAGAUGGUACAUGGUCCACCAGACUUGGAGAGAGUGGAUGGCCAGAUCCAGGUAAUACGGAUUCUACUGAUGGAAAGGAUUGGCAGUCAACUGGUGCAGCUACUGGUGCUGCUGCUUUUACCGAUCUUGUUCCAGAAUUUGAGCCUGGCAAGCCAUGGAAGGGUACCCAGAUGAAGAGUAUCGAGGAUGAUCCAAGCAUUACUCCGGGUUCUAUCGUUCGUUCACCGCUUUCUUUAGCAACGAUCAAAGAUCCAGAUGCCAUUUUCUCUUCAAGUAAUAAGACUUCACCACCGCCACAACAACCUACAAAUCCUGAUACAUCAAUACCAAGUUUGAGUAAUUCUACAUGGACGUUUAAUCCACCUGCUACUACUCCAAACGCAUUUACUAGCUCGAAAAAUACUUGGGGUGAAUCUGCACCACCGCCGACUGCAGUUACUUCAGAGCUUUGGGGAGCACCAAUGAGUAAGGUUCGUGGUCCCCCACCAGGCUUAAGCAGUAAAGCCACAGGAAAUGCGAGCAAUGGCUGGGCAGGUUUUGGUACCGUCAGCAGAUCCAGUUCAUGGGGCUUUCAAUCGAGCACAAAUGCUGCCUGGGUUUCUACUUGGUUACUACUUAAGAAUCUGACGCCUCAAAUCGAUGGUUCUACUUUGAAAACCCUCUGCAUGCAACAUGGUCCUGUUCAAGAUUUCCGAUUAUACCUUAAUCAUGGAAUUGCUUUAACCAAAUAUUCAUCAAGAGAUGAGGCUAUUAAGGCACAAGGUGCUUUAAACAAUUGCGUCCUGGGCAAUACAACAAUUUUCGCAGAAUCUCCUGCGGAUACCGAAGUACACAGCUUAUUACAACAGCUUAGUCAUGGAGGUCAACAACAAGCUGGAGCAACUACGGGGGCAGGCUGGGGGUUGCGACCAUCAAAUAAAACUGGUCCACCACCAGAUACUUGGGGAGGUAGUUCCAGCCAAUUAUGGGGUGCUCCACCGAGUAGUAAUUCCCUGUGGAGCAAUGCUGGUAUCGACAGCAAUGAUCAACAACGUGCUACGCCCAGUUCUCUGAACUCGUACUUACCCGGAGACCUUCUGGGAGGUGAGUCGAUGUAGAGUGCCGCACGGAAGGGCGGUAUCACUCGUGCGACGAUCGAACCUUCUACUUCACGAUACGUCAAUUAUAUUCUGCAUUGUCAGAUGGAUCGGUUCUCGCGAUGAAGCUACUUAAAUCAGUGCCGUAUCAUUUCGGCAGCAAUAAGGAUCUGAUUCGUUUUUUUCCAUUUGGGAUUCGAGUAUAAUGGAGGCAAGGGAGGAUAUAUCAUGAAUUUCAAGGCUUUUGGUGUGUGUCAUGCUUUUUUUAGUAGUUUAGUCCAGAGCUGAGUAUAUUUAAUAUUAAACAGGAAUGCCACUAUUGUUAUUACGCGUAUUAUAUCUACGUACUACGUAGUUUAAAAUUAAAAUUAAUAUUGACGUUAUGAUAUUUUUUCUCUUUUAGUUGUCACUUUGAUAAUUUGGUAUUUUAAUAUUUUACAUUAAUAUUAAUCUUAUUCGCGAAAAAGCGUAUAUGUGCAGAGUGCACACCAUGUUUGACCGGCACGUUUUAUCGUGUUCAAUUAUUCAAUUAAUAUUCUAUCCAUUC